Messenger RNA from Carcharodon carcharias (great white shark), 1934 nucleotides. RefSeq lists its product as uncharacterized. The coding region runs from base 385 to 1077 and encodes 230 amino acids. Lineage: Eukaryota; Metazoa; Chordata; Chondrichthyes; Lamniformes; Lamnidae. The record is from RefSeq and is a predicted model, not a curated record. The transcript has 2 exons.
CAUUUUCUGGCACAAUGGGGACAGAUUGUGACAGCUGAUCUUGUUUCAAGAGAUGCGUAUUAAAGGCAAUAAACAAGCUGAGGCACUGAACCGUUUUCACUCUCUCUCUCUGACUGCUCCUGCAGCAUCCCGGUACUGCUGACAGCAGCAAGACCUCCAGCGAAUAGUAGAAAGCUGGCCGGCUCCCAGAGGUAGUAUGUGGGAGGUAGAUGCCGGAGCGGACCGUUUGAUCACACACUAACUGCUCCAAUGCUGCUCCGUGGAGGGACUGGGGGCCGACGGGAGCGAUUGCUGAUUUCCACUUUGAAUUGAUAGCUCGGGGUAAAUUCAGAGAAUCCACCUCGUUGCGAAGCUACAGCCGAAGGCGAGAACAGGGAGGCAACAAUGAGGGACAAGGACUUCAUGCCCGGGGCUGAUAAAGGCAAGCCAGCCACCUUCACCGGAGACAAGAAGGCGAAGAUGGCGGCAAAGACCAACACCAAAUGGGUGAGAUUGGCCACAGUUUUGGCCUAUGUCUUAUCAGUGUCCCUGGCAGCGAUCAUCCUGGCGGUGUACUACAGUCUGAUCUGGAAGCCGGUCAAAUCCACAAAUUCCAGCCCUGAGACUGCCACCGCUCUGAUGCAGCCGGAUUCCUCCUCUAAAUUGGUCACUGAGCAGUUUAGUUCUAAGGCACUGGACUCUAAGACUUGGAGAUCCAGAGAAGGGAAGGAGGAACCCCAAAUGCAGGCUCUGACUGCCACCAAGGCCUGGAAUACAGGGGGGAGCACCACAGAGAGUCAUAACCUGGCAGCCAUCACUCAGCUUCCUGGUGAUUUGGAGACUGACACUGAGAGUGAACUUACUGCGGGUGACCUCUCUCAUGCUCUGCAAGAUAGCACAGGAACUAAGAGUCUCCAGGAGAUGUCCGUGGAUUCACAGGGGGUCACCCAAGCUCAGUCAAUGACCCAAGCCAGCCCAAAGAUCUCUGACCAUUUACAAAGUUUCUCGGAAUCAGUACCACCCAAGAGGGCAGAGAGCAAGAAUGUAACGGAAAGGAUGGUUGAGGACCAGGCGUUGGCAAUAUCUACAAGGCAAUAGGACGGAUCUACCGCGGCCGGACUAUGAACUCUCAACAUCCUGUACUGAGUUGCUGCAUGAUGCCAUCACAGUUUCUGAGGACAACAGGAAAGGUUAUUGAUGACUCUCAGAAGACACUAUUCUAAUAGUCUAUUCUACUAAUCACAGAAUGGAAGUCUACAUGGGCAACUGUGCUGCCGAGGAAUAUAACACUUUAACAUAUCUGGAUCAUCCACAUGGAUUGUCUCUGGACUAUACUUUGCCAGCCAAAGAUUAUUACUGUAAAGGGCCUAGGAUUCAUUGAUCAACAUCCCAGCCUCACACCGGGGGAAUACUAGAGGCAGCACUGCAAAAAAUCCAGCAUACAGUGCUACAACCAUAUUGUAUAAUGGUGUACAUUUAGCCUGACAGAAAUGGCAGAUGUCAUCUGUAUUUGUCACUACAGUUCUCAGAAAUGGCAGUUUCAUAUAGCAACUCAGAUUAAUUCCCUAGUCAAAUUACUCCAGGAUGUGGUUAUUCAGAGUUCUCAAACUCUCUGAAAGCCAUUCUACAGGGAUUGCAAGCCAAACUGUCCUUACCCGCCAAACCAGACAAAUGGAUGAGCUUUUGAGUGACGGGUCCUCCUACAGCUUCAUAGCCAAUCCUAUAUCAAUGUGGGAAUUAAAUAUAGUUUCAAUAUAUAUCUCUCACAAUAUUCCCAACACAAUGGAUAUUAAGAUAUUUAUACAUAUUUAUACUGAAGAAUAAAAAAAUGCUGAAGUGAACCUUUGUAAAGAUGUUUUGUUCUUAGGGCUUUUUCUUUUUGUGACAUUCUGCAGUGCCGUUGGCUACACUGUUGUGCAAUGUGUGGAAAUAAAACAUAUUUAUUUACCUAUAAA